Molecule: messenger RNA, 1515 nt
Organism: Cheilinus undulatus (humphead wrasse)
Lineage: Eukaryota; Metazoa; Chordata; Actinopteri; Labriformes; Labridae
Gene: timm13
Product: translocase of inner mitochondrial membrane 13 homolog (yeast)
Exons: 3
Coding region: 108-395 (95 amino acids)
Source: RefSeq, a predicted model, not a curated record
CUUCCUCCGCUGUCAAGGGCACCGACGACUUGCGAAUUGAUCAGUAUCCUUUAGCACGUGCGCCCAAAGAAGAAAUUCACGAACCGGAGAUAGGGCUCACAUAAAGAAUGGACGGGUUUGGAUCGGAUUUCUCUGCAGGUGGAUCAGGUGGUAAAAUGGACACUGGCACCAUUAUGGAGCAGGUCAAGGUCCAGAUAGCUGUGGCUAACGCACAGGAGCUUCUACAGAGAAUGACUGAUAAAUGCUUCAAGAAGUGCAUAGGUAAACCUGGAAGCACGCUGGACAACUCUGAGCAGAAAUGUAUUGCCAUGUGUAUGGACCGGUAUAUGGACUCCUGGAACAUUGUGUCGCGAACAUACAAUUCCAGAUUGCAGAGAGAAAGGGCUCGGAUGUGAAUGCUUCCUUCCUCAGCCUUCCUUAGGCUUGGUGCUGGCAGUGAGGAGGAAAACAGUGUACCACUGGAGGGCAAACCGCUGUGAACCGGUGUGACAGUGCAGCACACCAUCAACUUCUGUCACUAUACCUCACAGGCAGACAGGCGUGCAGAGCCUUGGAACCUCAGCCAUAACAGUCUACCUUGGACACUUUUGUUUUAGUCCCUCUCUCUUCUCUGUAUUGAUUUUUUUAAGUUAAAGAUAACUUUUCUUCUAGUUAUUGACUAAGCUUGGCAUGUUAAAAGAAAUCUGCAGUUUGGGCCUUCAUGUGCAAAGACAUGCAGGUAUCUUGAUUGAACUUUUGAAUGAAUAUUUGUGUAGAUUUUUGGAUUUUGAUUGGCCUGCAAUUGACUUGUAAUUUGGCCAGGGUGAAGCUCAUACCUUGUGUGAUUCAUGCUGUAACAGUCAGCCCUAUGAAAAAAUAUAUGUAGUAUUGCAUUAUGCAGCACUGUGGUGUUUUAACUUAAUUGUGUAAAUCUUCAUUCUCCUGCCAUCAAACUAAAGUUUCUUGUGUAAAAGCCUGCAAUAUAAGGACAUGAUACUAGAAUUACUUUAAAGAGGAAUGAGGAGGCUCCAUACUACAGCUGUUCCUUAUAACUGUCUGCACGGUGCCAGUGUUUGCUGCCCUUGUGUUAUGUGCACAGAGUGACUUAAUAUUUGUGCCUCGAAGAUAAGCAGUGCAACACAAGCCCUCCAUGGAUAAAACAGACUUUCCUUAACACACUUUAACGCUAAAGGACCUGCUUAAAUUCACCAGAAAGACUUGGCGUUCUCACAACCUGACAUUCACAGGCCUACAAACAGUCCUAUAUCAUAGUACACCUGGAGAACAGAAAUGUUUUGUCUGACCUGUUUUCUGGUUGUCACUCUAUCUGCUGCCCUCCACAGUGGUGGGCUUGUUCCAGCAGGGUCUGCUUGCUGUACGGGGGGGACUGAAGCUUUUUCAGCUUUGUGUGGAGAGUUUGUCAGAGAUCUGUAAACCACCUGGGAGUUCAUAUGGGGAAGCACGAGCCAGAAAACUCUUUACUUUAUCUGUGAUUGUCAACAAAUUUCAUCAUAAAAAUAAAUUAUGUCAACUGGA